GUUGUGUAAUAAUUUAGUAGUAGCAAUGGGGAUAUGCACGUCUUGUUUUAAAAGUUCGUCUGCAGACUUUACAACACCAGAUAUGAUCGUAAAGCGGACGCCACACACCAAACUACGCGAAGUUCGCUGCGCAGGUGGCCAGACAGGAUAGUCUUGUUCGCGAAUUUGGAGAUACUCAUGCCGUGGGUUUCGAGUGAUCAUUUCGACGAUUUUGAUUUUCUGCUGGCUCUCACAGAGACGCGGCGGAGGCAGCAGGCGGAGGCGGCAGAGCGCCGGCUGCAGGAGCAGGAGCGGCGAGGGGUGAAGGACCCGGAGCGUGUCAAGCGGCAGCAGCAGAAGAAGGAAGAGCUCGAGCGGCGGGAGGACGAGGCGGCCAGGCAGGGGCAGGGCGGGGCCUUGCGGUGGCAAGUUGACUGAUGAUGCUCACUUAAACUGCUGAAAAUCUUUCUUCAUGCUGCUUUGCACAGAAAUGGGUGCACUUUUUUUUAUUGAAGCCAGGAAAAUUAAAAUAUAAUUUAUAAAACAUUAAACAUUUUUUAUGGAAUAAUUUUUUCUGUAAGCUGAAAUACUUCCCAUCAUUAAUAAUCGAAGUACUUUCAGGUUAUGUUUUAUUUUUAAUUAUAAAAGAGGUUAAAAUAUGUAUUUUUCUAUACAAGCAAAUUGCUCAUAGGUACGUUAUUUAUUAAAAGUUUUAUUUACUAUGUUCAUAGAACAUAAUUGAAUAUAUUAUAUUUUCUAUGACAUAAUUCUAAGCAUAAAUGUGUAAGACUAGCAAAUACUGUUCACAUGUUAAUUGCUAUUCACAUGUUAACUGUUAUGUGCAAAUUUUGUUCUUGGGCAUUGUUUAUUUGAUUCUCAGUUUCUUGAAAUAUAGGCUCUAAAGUGUUAGGUUUUGCAAUUUUUUCUUUAGCUUUGCCUACCAUGGAUUUUUUUUGUUAGUGAAGUCUUCAUGUUGGGCACAACUGAAGCACUUUUAACUGCAUAAUGCAAUUGUUUGCCCCGUGGUGCAUGUUCUAACAGGUGACUUUGGAACAGAUUUAGUUUUUAUGUUGGCUUCAGUGAAUUGGUAGUUUCAGCCAAGUGAAAUAUAUUUUUCUUAGGUGGACGUAAUUUCGUUCUGGAAAACGAUGUUUAUUUGGAUGCAUAUGUUGUCUCUUUGCCUUUGUUUCAUUUUUGGGACAGAUUUUGUGAUUUGUAAUAAACCCAAAAUAACACAGAGAUGAGUAUCAUCAUUUAGGCCUGUGCGAAUAUAUUCAGUUAUUGAAAGUUAUUGAAAUACAAAAAUUAAUAAUUUGUUACUCAUAUUCUAUUUAACUGGGAAUACUAACCCUUUGUAAUAUCAAUUACUCUAUUGUUUACGAAGAUUGGUGAAGCAAGUUUGUUCUUCAUCAUUGUUGACUAUUGACGUAAAAUCAUUUGUGGAAUGUCAAAACCCAAUUGAGAAACAUUUAACAGAAUUAUUGAGCACUAUCAAAACAUGAACUAUAUUCAAUAUUUUUGAACACUUAUACAAUAACACAGGCCAACAAAAAAAAAUUGUAAAAAUUUUUAAACAAAUAUAUCUAAAUAUUAUGUAUUUUUGGGUGCUGAAAGCAUAUCUGAUAUCAGUUUUUUUGUAUCACCCACAGUUCUCUCAGAUUACGACAUGGAUUAUGUUUUAAAGUGGGGAUAAUUUGCUACAUAAAAAAUAAAAACAUUAAACUUGAACCAUGUAUUUAAAUUAGGCUAGAAUUUUUAUCUACCAUAAAAUUACCACUUAAAUACAAAUAUUUUACUUAUUUUUUGUAUUUCCUUUUGUCUGUAUAUUUCUUGUAGAGCUUUAUCUUCUAUGCAAUGGAUUUUUUUUGUUCUUGAUGGAGUGAUCAACUGUAAUCACCCAACAUAUUGAUGUUCCACCAUCCCUGGUACCGUUUCUCCAUUACCUUUAUGUGCUGAUGGAACCAUUCACCCUGCUCUUAACUCACAUCAUCAAGUUUUCAGGAAAAAAGUUAGAAGUUGUGCAAGAAGUGAACUUUGAGGCUCAUCAAACAUCCCAGAUUUUUGAACUUGUCUAUCAUACUAGCUACAAUAAGCUCAUAGUUUGGGUCUUUCACAUUCCAAAUAAUUUAGUCACAACUUGCUUAAAUUAUAUCCAAGCCUCCUUUUAUAUACAUUUUAGUCACCCUUGCUUCAAAGAUGGAAUCGAACAUCAUUUUACGAAUAUUAGGCCCAAUGAAAACCCCUUCUUUCAGUUUGGUUUCUGAGAAAUGGGGAAAUCUUUCACACAAAUAUUUAAAACAUUCACCUUCUUUAGAUAAGAAUUAUACAAAUUGUUUAAUUAAGUCUAACUUUAUGUGUAGAAGUGGUAGAAGAAUCAUUUUUGGAUCUACUAAAGUUUUAUGCAAAAUGUUCUCGCCAGGUGUUUAGUGGACCAAUAUAAAACUUGGAAACUUUGUAAAUCCCUUUUGUUUACCAAGGAUCAUGCAAACAACUUUCAAAUCUCCACAUAGCAUCUAGUUGUGAGCUGGAUAGUUAAUAUUAUUUAAUUCAUGUAAAGGUUUUGUAAGUUUCCUUCCUAUGUACUGAAUGAGCAACAUUCAGUGAAGCAUAAGUAUUUCCAUUGUGUAAAGAAAUUGCUUUUAAACAAGUUUUUGAUAAGUCUAUAAAAAGCCUUCAUUCUUCCUUUUUGUACUCAAAGCCAAAUUAAUUAAUUAAAUUACCAAUAUCAUGGCAAUAUACAAAAUCUCCUUCCUGUUUUAAAACUGAGCAAACUAUUGAUCUCUUGUUCUAUAUUGGUAAAUAGAUGUCCCAGAUGCCAUUAAUGUUUUUCUUUCAGCCUAGAACCAAGCACUUCUGCUUUUUCCUUAGUCAAACCCAAAUCUCUCACAAAAUCAUUUAACUCAGCUUGUGUAAACAAUUGUGGUACUAAAUUUUCUGGAGAACAUUGGAAAUCAUCAUCAUCCGGUUCAAUUUUGUCAGACUCUGGUUCACUGGACUGUAAAAGUCAUCAAUAGAUUGAGGUGGCUCAGGGACAGGAAUUUCCGGUCCAUGUCCUACCGGCCAAAUAGCUGAAGGAAGGUUAGGGUAGACAAUUACUUUCUUAUUUUUUGAAUUAUACACAUAAACAUCAAUGCUGUAAAAAUAACAAUCAUUUGAAUUAAUUUUUUGCUCCCUCCAUACCAUAGGUAAUGCAAAUGUAAUUUUUUUUUUCUAUUUCCUAAGAUUUUCAACACAAACAUAAUAUACCUUUAAGGAGCCCAACAUUUUUCUUGAUCACCAAUUUUUGCUCCAAAAUAUGCAAAGUAUAUAGGUAUAUAUUUUUUACAGACACCUACCACAUAUAAAAAUUUUUAAGACAGUUCUUACAACCACGGUUUGUCAUACUUAUAGCAAAGGGACCAAAUGCUGAAAAGUGAGGUUAUAUUUACUUGAAGAAAACUAACAGCUGUCCCAUUUUCCAGAAUUGCCAACAAAUAAAAUUUGAUUUUAAUGUAUUUUUCAGAGUAAUAGAAUGCACAAAUACUAUAUAAAAAAAUUAACUUUUCAAUUUUGAAUAUAAAAAUGUGAUAAAUUGGUGGGUGAUAUUACUUUUUUAUUAUUAUUUUCAGAUUCACCACACCCAAAUUUGUUUUAAUGUUAGCCUGUGUAAUCAGAGUUAUUUCACUGCUGUUUCUCUGAAUGUCUGAAUCAAUAGUGGCAAAAAUCAUGUAGACUUUUGAAAUCACAGACUGUUUUUAUAACUGUAACUUGAAUGGGAGGGAAGAGGGGGGACACGCACUACAUAUCUACUUAUCGCCAUAUUAGCAGUGGAUAAAAUAAGUAGCAGCUUAUUUGCUUCAUUUAUCUAUGAGGGCACAGAUGUUGCGACUCAAAAACAAAAUUAACAAAUGUAAAUAAAGUUUCCCUUAUUUGAGAGGAAAUUUGUACUAGAUGUGUUUGUAAUAUUGCUGAACUAAAUAACAGUUCACUAAAAUUUAUAUUAUAAAAUAACUCAUUUCACUACUAUUUUACUACCAUUUGUUAAAAAAAUAUUACCAUUUUCACAAAAUGAAUCAGAUUUUGCGAUAUUUUGUGAUUUGAAAAAAUUUUCAGCCUCCAUUAUUUGGUACUCAUAUUUGAAUUUAAUUUGAACUAAAAUCCUGAUAUUUGCACAGGUCUGGUCAAAUCAUCAUACAAAACCAAAAUGAAAAUUAAUACACAGUCUAUCACUGAAAUAUCAGUUAGUAAAUUAAAUGAAACAAUUCAAGCCAAACUUUAUUCAGAUCACUGGAAUUUUGUUCAACAUCAAAAAUGUAUGAAUGUCAUUAUGUAACAUGUGGUUCAUAAUUAAAUGUAAUUGCAAAUUGGACAAAAGAUUAUGUAAAUGUGCCCUCUGAUUUAUUACAUUUUACUGUCUCUUGUGAUAACACUAAUUAUUUUUUGUUUGUGAGAAAAUGUGCCCUAGACAUUCUGAACUUGAUGAAUUUAGUUGUGAGGUAAAGUUUUGAAUUCACUCAUGUAUUAGCAUGUAAUGCUGCCUUUUUAUACUUAAUUGUCUAUGUACAAAUGUAGGUUUUUUGGUUAACGUUCAAUUUCAACAUUUAAUGAGGCAACAUGUCAAGUCAAUUAAAAUUAGCAAAAUUUAAAUAAUUGCAUCUCUUAGUGGUGAAAUAUUAUACUUGCAUCAUUUAUAACUUCAAUGUUAAGUUAAUGUAUGUGAAGCUACUUGUAAUAAUUAAAUUGCUUCGGACAAAAUAUGAACCACUUCACCAAAAAUGUGUGAUGACUGUGAUGAGUAUUUCAUUCUGUAUCUUACACCUUUUUUUAAUCAAAUCUUUAUAAAAAAUUGUUUUUCGUAAGAAUUAAGCUGACUUCAUGUUGUGUAUAUAAUACGGUAUAUACAUAAUAUAUAAACUUUUUGAUUUUGAAUUUAAAUAAUGAAAAUUUUUAUGGUCAAAAAUUUCAUCAUAGUAGUCAUCCUAUGUUAUGGGGUCAUAUUUUUUUAUGAAGAUUUUUUUCUUUUCCCAAAUAUUUAGGUAUGAUUUUGGGUUUAUGAUGUAACGAUUCAAUUGCAAUAUGGAACAUUGUAUUCAGGGCUCGAUUUUAGCACCUGUCCGCCUGCCCGGGACAGGCAAAAUCUCGUCCAGGCAGGCAAAAUAAAAAAGGCAACUGUCCGGUGGACAGGUGCAACUUGUGACGCAGAGGUUAUUCGCACGCACUAAUGCAGCAGAGGUGAUUAAUAACAUUUAUGCGACGGCAAAUAAAACAUCUUUGACAAUAUCUAUAAUCUAUAAAUAAACAAUAAUGGCUGAAAGUGAGUUUGAUCCAGCACCAGCAAUAAAUCUCUGGUAUCAUAAUGUUCAGAGAAAACGUCGACCCUUUCAGCCUCCUUAUCGAAGAUGUUCAAGACAGAAUCAGCCAAUAAUUCGUGCAGUGACUCAAACAGUGACUCGUCUGAAAAUGAUGAUUAAAUAAGGAUGUUAAGUGUGUGAUAAAAAUAGGUGCAAAAUAUAGCAAAAAUCCUUUUUUCUCACUUUUUCAGCGACUUUGAAAUUGUUUUUAUUUGGGUAAAACAGCGGACAGGCAAAUUGGAUGGCGGACAGGCAAAUUUUCGAUUACACCUGUCCGUUGGGCAGGUUAAAAUAUUCCUUAAAAUCUAGCCCUGAUUGUAUUAUUGUGUACAAAAACUGACAGUAUUGCAACAUGUGUAUGUAUCUUUAAAUAAUGGUUAUUUUUGUAGCUUGUGCAACAUUGUGCAAAUUGUAUUAAAAAAUCUGUGUCAGGUUAAUGGUAGCUUUGUAUAAUGAUGUAAUAAAUUGUGUACAUAUUUGUAAA
Molecule: messenger RNA, 5793 nt
Organism: Bacillus rossius redtenbacheri
Lineage: Eukaryota; Metazoa; Arthropoda; Insecta; Phasmatodea; Bacillidae
Gene: Svip
Product: small VCP/p97-interacting protein
Exons: 4
Coding region: 178-417 (79 amino acids)
Biological process (GO): positive regulation of autophagy; negative regulation of retrograde protein transport, ER to cytosol; negative regulation of VCP-NPL4-UFD1 AAA ATPase complex assembly
Cellular component (GO): endoplasmic reticulum membrane
Source: RefSeq, a predicted model, not a curated record